UAUAUAUAUAUCCUUUUAGUUUGUUCUCAACUAAAUAUAUAUUCAAUAGCUUCAUCUUUACUAGUACCUAAGUACUAAACAAUGUCUAUGCAUUCAUCGUCACCAGGUUUCUUUAAGAUACUUGUACACAACAAGUUCAAAAAAGAAUUGAUGAUUCCCAAGAGUUUUGUGAGAAAAUAUUGGGAAGGGAUAUCAAAUCCUAUAAUACUAAAGCUACCAAAUAAUAGGGAAGAAGAAGUAUAUUGGAGUCAGAGGAAAAAAAAUGAAAUUUGGUUGCAAAAUGGUUGGGAUGAAGUUGUGAAAUUAUGUCACUUGGAAUAUGAAUUUUUGUUAACAUUUGAAUACAAAGAAAGAUCAUGCUUUGAACUCAAAGUAUAUGAUAAGAGUGCUUCACAAAUAAACUACCAUUCAGAUUGUGGAGUUCAUGAAAAUAAUCAUGAUUAUAUUGUUGUUGAUGAUCAUGUUCAAAGGGAACCAAAGGCAAAGAAGAGAACCAACAAAGCAGGAAUUAGAAAAAGCAUGCUCAAUAAUGUUAGGGAGAAAAUAGAGAUGGCUGAAGCCUUAUCUACAAAGCUGAAAAAUCCUUCUUUUUUUCUUGUUCUGAAGCCUUCAUAUGUUCAUGGCAAUGCUAAUCUGGUGCAUAUACCAUCUUCAUUUUCCAGACAAUACUUAAAUGGAUUAAAAGGAAGUGGCACGAUUUGGGUUAGUGACGAUGAAGACUCGAAUUGGUCCAUUAAUUACAAUUUUUCUAAUAUUAGAAAACGAACUACAAUCCAUGGUGGUUGGAACAAAUUUUGCAAGGAAAAUAAGCUACAAGUUGGUGAUGUUUGUGUCUUUGAAAUGAUGACUCAAGUCAACCCCCAUUCCUUCAAAAUUCACAUCAUUCCAGUCACACAACAACCACCACCAACUCCUCCUCAUCAAUUUCAAGCUGAUCAACAAAAAGAUAAUGAUAAAGUUAUUAGAAAGAGAAAAAGAAACAAUAGGGUUUCAGGAAGAUCUCCACAGUGUCACGUGCUUCAGAAAUCUGAAAGUCCCAAUAGGCAGAGUUAUAAUAAAUUCGAGCUUCGAAUAUCAAAAUCUAAAUUAAAGCAAUUCACUUCAUCAGUAUUCGUACCCAUACCAAAGAAAUUUAUUCGCAGGAAUGAAAUAUGUCUUGGGAAAAAUGUGACACUUAAAUAUGGACAAGAAUCGUGGAUUGUGAAAGUGGUGAAUGGUGGAUCGUUUAGCAAAGGUUGGAUCCAGUUUGCAACAGAAUGCAAAUUAGUUGUUGGAGACAUUUGUCGAUUUAAACUGAGUGACCGUAAAAAUUUAGUGUUCCAUGUUUCCAUUUUUAAGGAGCAUCGCUCAUGAAAAUGAAAAAUCAUGAGAUCUUGUUAAUGUUGUCUUUAUAUAUUUUAAGUCAUGGGGAGAAUCUUUUGUAUUUUGUAGUAAUUAUCAAAUGGAUUGUAUGGAGAAUCUUGGUAUUUCAUUUCAUAUAUAUUGACUAUUUCUUUUCAUUU
Arachis ipaensis is the source of this 1502-nucleotide messenger RNA. RefSeq names its product B3 domain-containing transcription factor VRN1-like. The record is from RefSeq and is a predicted model, not a curated record. Lineage: Eukaryota; Viridiplantae; Streptophyta; Magnoliopsida; Fabales; Fabaceae. Gene Ontology annotation, molecular function: DNA binding.